AUGGCGGAUGUGCUGCAGAUCGCAAAGAUCGGUCUUUUCGUCAGCGCAGACUACAUGGGCACGUCCAUGAUGCGCAGCCUUCUGCCUCAGCUCCUGGUCUCCUCUUCCGCCUCGGCUGUGGGCAGCCUCGAGUCGUCCUACGGCCUGGGCCAGACCUUGGGAAGCCUCUCACUGCCAUAUCUCAGCGAUCUUUUUGGCCGGCGUCGCAUUCUUCAGCUGUCUUGCCUCGGCACUGCUGCCGGCUACAGCUUGUCGGCCUUUGCGGUGUCUUCCGAAGAGGCGACUCUCCUAGUGCUCGCCGGUCGCGUGGUCGCCGGGCUGACAAAGCAGACCCUGACGAUGGCGAGAGCCAUGAUCGGGGACAUGUAUGACCAGGAGUCUCGGCAGUCCAGCAUGGCGCUUCUGACUCUGUUCUCUUGCUCUGGCUAUCUUACGGGCCCUCUUGUCGGCGGCUGGCUGGCCGACUCCCUCGGCGUGAUCGCCCCUUUGCGGUGCGUCUCUGUGCUGUUUGUGCUGCUUUUCUUCUUCGUCUGGGCGCUCCCCGAGACUGCACCGGCUCUACAGCGUGAGGCCCACGCCGGUGUUGUGGAAGAUUGGGCUGUGUUGAGGCAGCCGGGCUCUUGGCGGCUCUUCGCCAUCGUCGCGCUUCAGGAGUUCGUGCUGACCGGCUGGACCUCAGUGGCGCGGCCUCGCAUCAUCAAACGCCGCCUCCCAGGUGGCUUUAGUUCGACCGCCCGCUACGACACCUGGCUCAUCCUUUGCGUCAUGCUGGCCUCCGCGAUCUGGAGAAGCUUCCCAGGUAUAGAGACUGGGAAGGCCAUGAUGCUCGGCGUGGUUUUUUUCGCGCUGGGCCUGGCUAUUCUUUGCUUUUCGAUGGACGCCGGCUGGCUGUUUGCCUCGGCGGCCGUGAUUGGGGUCGGGAUAAGUGCAACGAGGACGCUGCCGGCCACCUUGCUACUGAAACUGGCACCAGACCUGAAACGCGGUGCCGUCAUGGGCGCAUUGGACCUCGUCGGUGCUUGUUGCCGUGUGGCUGCGCCGUUACUCACCGGGCGUGUCAUCGACGCCUUCGGCGACACGGCUGGACUGCUUUUACUGGUGUUCGCAUUGCUGGCUGCGCUAGCCCUGCUUGUGACGGGAUCGCCACUGCUGAGCGCAGAGAAAGCCAAGUCGAGCUGA
This is a messenger RNA of Symbiodinium sp. CCMP2592, 1179 nucleotides long. NCBI's taxonomy places the organism in Eukaryota, Dinophyceae, Suessiales, Symbiodiniaceae. The record is from the annotation of a GenBank genome assembly.